Molecule: messenger RNA, 1755 nt
Organism: Stegostoma tigrinum
Lineage: Eukaryota; Metazoa; Chordata; Chondrichthyes; Orectolobiformes; Stegostomatidae
Product: acid-sensing ion channel 5-like
Exons: 13
Coding region: 1-1755 (584 amino acids)
Biological process (GO): sodium ion transmembrane transport
Cellular component (GO): membrane
Molecular function (GO): ligand-gated sodium channel activity
Source: RefSeq, a predicted model, not a curated record
AUGGUGCAUUGCUCACCAUAUACCAAGCAACAAGAAUACUGCCCUCAGUACACUGAGGAUGAUCCAACAGGCCAAGAAGGUCCCAUAGCAUCUACAAUACAUUCUGGAGGGGAAUAUUCAGUGGUUGUGGUACUCUCCGGUACCAAUGACAAAGGUAAUAAAAUGGAUGAGGUCCUAAAAAUCAACUACAAGGGGUUGGGGACCUCAUUGCAAGGACUUCAAAAUGGAGUAAUCUCAGGACUACUACCAGUGCCACAUGGCACAUUGAAAAAGGUUUGGUCUAUUUUACUUAAAAGAAUAUCACCAUCCAUGUGGAACAUUCAACACCUCAACCGUGAGUUUGCAGCAUCAACAUCCUUCCACGGUUUACAAAAUGCACUGCAAGGCAAACCUAGAACUCGCAGGAUUUUCUGGAUGGUUGUCGUUCUUGGCUGUGUGAUUAUGGUCUUUUCUCAGAUCACUCAGUGUUUUAUUCGUUACUUCAGCUGGCCAACGUCUACAUCUGUUACUACAAAAUAUGUCAAGCACAUUGAGUUUCCAGCUGUUACUUUCUGCAACUUAAAUAGAUACCAAGCCCAAGCAGUAGCCAACUUGAACAUAAUGUAUAUGUUAUGGUCUAUCGUGUGUGCAGUUCUGAACAUUAGUCAAAGCGAUGGAGAUAGCAGCACUUCCCAAGAAGUCCUGGACUUUCUUCAAGGGAAUCCAACUUUCAGCAUCAAGAAUUUCACCAAAAAGUAUGGAUACCAAAUUGAUAACUCAACUCUCUUAAAAUGUGACUUCUUUGGGGAGCCCUGUUAUCCAAAGGAUUUUCAACACGUUUUUACUGAAUAUGGCAGUUGUUACACUUUCAACCAUGAUGAUAUCACUAAAAGGAACGCAAACACGUCAGGAAGAGGAUUAACCGUGAUGCUUGAUAUUAAACAGCCAGAAAUGACAGAUAAUCCUUCCCUUGGCUUUGUUGAUGCUGGAAUUUCAUUUGUUAUCCAUUCACCCAAGGAACCACCACAAGUGGAGACAAUGGGCCUUUUGGCAGGAGUUGGAAUGCAUGCCCAUGCUGCAAUACGCCAGUUAAAGACUAUAAACCAGGAGUAUCCCUGGGGAGAAUGUAAUCCUUAUAUACAUCUAGAACAUCAUGACACUUAUACAACUUAUGGCUGUUUACAAGAAUGCAAAUCAAAGCACAUAAAAGAACAUUGUGGCUGCAUACCCUUCCUGCUACCAGGAAAUGGGCCUGAAUGUGAACCAGAAAAGUACUACAACUGUGCAUAUCCAAUUCUGCAUUAUAUUGAAAAAAGGCAACUUUGCAAAGCAGGUGCACACAGUUUCAACUGUCCAGUUCCAUGCGAAGAGAUUAAAUACUCUACUGUUGUGUCUUACUCAACUUUUCCAAGUCUCAGGGGAUUGAAGUUUCUGAGUGAAAAGUUUCAGAAAAGCAAACAGUAUAUCAGGGAAAACUUUGUUUACAUUGAUAUUGCUUACAAGGAUCUCAACUAUGAAAUGACACAGCAGCAGAAAGCACUGCCCAUAACAGAGCUUAUUGGUGAUAUUGGGGGUCAACUUGGCCUAUUCUGUGGUGGAAGCGUAAUCACUAUCAUUGAAAUCCUAGAAUACCUCAUCAUUAAAUUCUAUUGGAUAUGUAUAGUUUGGCUAAUAAAACUGCCAAAAUUAUCAAAUCUAAUUAAUGAAGUCCAACAUCCUCCUGUUUAUGAGUGGAAAGAAUAUGCAUUUAUGAGCAUUAGCUUGCUGGCUGCUUAG